This is a messenger RNA of Daldinia decipiens, 864 nucleotides long. RefSeq lists its product as uncharacterized. The record is from RefSeq and is a predicted model, not a curated record. Lineage: Eukaryota; Fungi; Ascomycota; Sordariomycetes; Xylariales; Hypoxylaceae. The transcript has a single exon. Bases 1 to 834 code for a protein of 277 amino acids.
AUGGCUGUGAAUUUCGAUGCUUCGUCGGAAAAUGAGGCGGGCUUACUCCGUUUCCUUAAAAGCCAGCUAUUAUUUACACCACCGCUUAUUACCCGGGAAGAAGUCGACCUCGCUGGCAAGACAGCUAUAGUUACCGGCGCAAAUGUGGGCUUAGGGUUAGAAUGCGCUCGCCAACUCCUCGAUUUGGGGUGCAAGGUAAUUCUUGCCGUGCGUAGCGAGGCAAGAGGCGAAGCCGCGCGCCGGCAGCUCGCCCAAGGCUGCGACGCGCAAUUAGAUGAUGUUGAAAUUUGGAAAUUAGACCUUAACUCAUACGAUUCUGUCGUGAAUUUUGCUGAGCGCGCCAAGACUCUGACAGGGCUUGACAUAGCGGCUCUUGACGCUGGCAUUUACAAGGUUGAAGAUUCUUUUAAUAGUAUUACGGGCUAUGAGGAAGAUAUCCAGGUAAACUAUCUAUCAAAUGCUCUUCGCACGCUCCUGUUAGUGCCCAUCUUGGCAGACAAGAAAACGGGAGAUGCCCCUGGACGUAUAGUCUUGGUGUCUUCUGGAAUAGCGAAUGCGACCAAAUUUAAUGAAAAGGAGUCAAAUCCAAUACUUCCGGUUUUUAAAAAGAAGAUGGAACCGAAGUGGCUGUUUAAAGAGCGGUACGGUACAUCCAAAGUGCUUGUCCAGAUGUUUGUAGCGGAGUUGGCAAAGCGAGUUCCAUCUUCUGCUGUCGUCGUCACCGUUGCCAGCCCUGGCUUUUGUCACAAAUCGGAAAUCAUACGUGACGGAGAGGGACGUUUUGUGGGAUUAUUGACGGUCUCUCAAAGUCGGCUUAGAUCCACCUCGGAAUAAACAGGGGUCAAUAAUACGGUACUGCCAUAA